ACUCGGAAUCAUCAGUUCGUAUCUGAAUUCUCUCGCAUUUCCGCUUCGUUAACAAGAUUCUGCACUACGAACCUCUCCCAGAUUCCCGUUCCCUAUCGCCGGAUUCCUAAAUAUCUCUUUCUACCUUCACUUUCGAUUUCUUCUUGUCGCCAAUCACUAGCUGAAAUAGGUUUUUCGGGGCGGUAGCGUUGGUGGUUUUUGGGGUUUUAAUUUGCCGAUAUCUCCAUGGGUCGGAAGAAGCCAACUGCACGGGAUGAUGACGGCGCUCCCGCGGCAGCUCAGGGUGGUGGGAAGUCGAAGAAAAAGACAUUUGCAGUAGACGACGAUGAGUACUCCAUUGGAACUGAAUUGUCUGAAGAAGCCCAAGUUCAGGAGGAGAAGGUCGUGAUAACGGGGAAGAAGAAGGGUAAGAAGGGUAAUUCAAAAGCUUCACAACUUAAAGAGGAAGAGGACGAGGAGGAUGGGGAUGGUGUUUCAGAGAUUGUUAUCACCGGGAAAAAGAAGGGUAAGUCGAAGAAGGGUGGAAGUAGCAGUGCUUUCACUGCUUCCGCUUUUGGUUUGCUUGAUGAGGAGGGGAAUGAUGGCGCUGCUGAUGAUGAUGAUGAAGAAUCUGUGGUAACCGGGGAAAAGGAUGAUGAUGAAGGGGAUGAUUCCGUGAUCAAUUUUUCAGGUAAGAAGAAGUCGUCUAAGUCUUCUAAGAAGACUGGUUUUUCCGCUGCGUUCAGUGCUCUUGAUGAUGAGAAUGAUGAAGAUGUGAUUGAUAAUGAGAUCAGAGUUGAUGAAGAUAUUGAUGACGAGCCUGUUAUUGCAUUUACAGGUAAGAAAAAGUCAUCGAAAGGUGGUAAGAAGGCUGGGAAUACAUUUACAGCUUCUGGUUUUAGUGGUCUUGAUAAUGAGGAUGAGGAUGGAGAUGCUAAGAAGGAUGAGGAUGAAGAUAUUGCAUCAAUUAGCUUCUCGGGUAAGAAAAAGAAGUCAUCCAAGGCUUCAAAGAAAAGUGGCAAUUUGUUUAGUGCAGCAUUCCCUGAUGAGGAAAAUGAUGGGGAUGCUUCUAUUUCAGAGCCAAAUAAAUUAAAUGUUGAUGGUGUUGAUGAAGAUGAUGCCACUGUAAUUGCAUUUUCUGGAAAGAAAAAGUCCUCUAAGAAGAAAGGCAGCGGUAUGGUUACUGCAUUAAGUGAUGAAAGUGUGCUGGGCAAUGAAGUAAGAGAUGUAGUCGGAUCUGAAAUAUUGAAUACAGCAAGUAGCAAUAUUGAUUCUGAUUUAUCAAAAGCUAACAAGAUGGAGGGGGUAGCAGAAACUUCAAAAAAUAAGAAGAAAAAGAAAAAGAGUGGAAGGACUGCUCAAGAAGAAGAUGAUUUGGAUAAGAUUCUUGCUGAGCUAGGAGAGGGGCCUCCUACAUCAAAACCAGCAGACCCUCCUCUUCCUUCACAAGAGGACAAAGUUGAGAAUCCACCUGAGCUUGUUGCUCCUCCUGAUGCAUCAGCUGAAAAGGAAGCUGAAGAAGAGAGCACAGAAUCAGCUGCAGCAAGGAAGAAGAAAAAGAAGAAGGAGAAGGAAAAGGAAAAAAAAGCUGCAGCAGCGGCCGCAGCAGCUGCUGCUGAUGAGAAAAUUGAGGAAGUAAACACUGAAAUUAUAGAACCCAAAAAAGGUGCUGCAAAAAGUAAAGUGCCCGAGAAGAAAGUGCCAAAGCAUGUUAGGGAGAUGCAAGAGGCAAUGGCUAGGAGAAAAGAAGAAGAAGAAAGAAGGAAAAGGGAGGAAGAAGAGAGGUUGAGAAAGGAAGAAGAGGAGAGGCGUAGGCAAGAAGAACUUGAAAGACAAGCUGAGGAGGCUAAGCGUAGGAAAAAGGAAAGAGAAAAAGAGAAGCUCCUACGAAAGAAACAGGAAGGCAAGCUGCUAACAGGGAAGCAAAAGGAAGAACAACGUAGGUUGGAGGCAAUGAGGAACCAGAUACUAGCAAAUGCCGGGGGUUUACCUCUAGCUACUUCUGAUCCUAGUGCACCAGCUAAGCGACCAAAAUACCAGUCAAAGAAGACUAAACCAGCACAUCAUCAAACAAAUGGGAGUGCUCAAACUAAGGUAGUGGAACAUAUGGAAGAAAAAACACAAGAAAAAGAUGUGGUAGAGACUGAAUUAUUGGAGUCUGAGAAGAUUGAAGAUGUGGAGGAGUUGAUGCCCGUGGAAGAAAAAUCAGAUGUUGUUGAGGCUACUGAAGAUAAUGAAGUUCAAGAAGAUGAAGAUGAGGAUGAAUGGGAUGCAAAGAGUUGGGAUGAUGCUGUUGUUGAUCUUUCCUUAAAAAGUUCCUUUGCUGAUGAGGAGCUUGAAUCAGAGCCUGAGAAUGGCAUGAAAAAAGAUAGAAAGAAUGGUGCACCAGCUGCACGUGAUGCAGGUGCCAAGCCAGCUGCUCCUGCCCAAAAGAAUUUACCUUCUCAGCCUUUAAAAUCUCAAGAUAUUGAAAACAAAAAGAAGCAGCAUGAGGCUGAGAUUGUGGACAAGGACAAAAGAAAAGAUGAUGCUGUUAAGAAAAAGGCUCCAAUUCCAGAUGUUACUCCUAAACAACAGGAAGAAAAUCUCCGCUCACCCAUCUGCUGUAUUAUGGGGCAUGUUGAUACUGGUAAAACCAAGCUAUUGGACUGUAUUCGGGGUACAAAUGUUCAAGAGGGAGAGGCAGGAGGUAUUACUCAGCAGAUUGGGGCAACAUAUUUUCCUGCUGAAAACAUUCGUGAAAGGACUAGGGAACUGAAAGCUGAUGCAAAGCUGAAGGUUCCUGGCUUACUUGUUAUUGAUACCCCUGGGCACGAGUCCUUUACCAACUUACGUUCUCGUGGUUCGGGUUUAUGUGAUCUUGCAAUUUUGGUUGUUGACAUCAUGCAUGGCUUAGAGCCACAAACAAUAGAAUCACUUAAUCUCUUGAGAAUGAGAAACACAGAAUUUAUUGUUGCUCUGAAUAAGGUGGACAGACUUUAUGGGUGGAAAACUAUCCGCAAUGCACCAAUACUUAAAACAAUGAAGCAGCAAUCCAAGGAUGUUCAGAAUGAGUUCAAUAUGAGGCUUAUUCAGAUUAUCACUCAAUUUAAAGAGCAGGGAUUGAAUACUGAGUUGUAUUAUAAAAACAAAGAAAUGGGGGAGACUUUCAGUAUAGUACCUACAAGUGCUGUUACUGGUGAAGGUAUUCCAGACUUGUUAUUAUUAUUGGUGCAGUGGGCCCAGAAAACCAUGACGGAGAAACUUACGUAUAGUGAUGAAGUGCAGUGUACGGUCUUAGAGGUCAAAGUUGUUGAAGGCCACGGAACCACUAUUGAUGUCAUAUUGGUUAAUGGUGUGCUGCAUGAAGGAGAUCAAAUAGUUGUUUGUGGCAUGCAGGGCCCAAUUGUUACUACUAUUCGAGCCCUGUUGACACCCCAUCCAAUGAAGGAGCUCCGAGUGAAGGGAACAUAUCUGCAUCACAAGGAAAUCAAGGCUGCUCAGGGAAUCAAAAUUACUGGACAGGGUCUUGAGCAUGCUAUUGCUGGCACCAGUCUUCAUGUGGUAGGUCCUGAGGAUGAUUUGGAUGACAUCAAGGAUUCAGCUAUGGAAGAUAUGAAGUCAGUUUUGAGCAGGAUAGACAAGACUGGUGAGGGAGUCUGUGUUCAAGCAUCUACACUUGGUUCCUUGGAAGCAUUGUUGGAGUUUUUGAAGUCCCCAGCAGUGACCAUUCCUGUUAGUGGAAUAAGUAUAGGACCUGUUCAUAAAAAAGACGUCAUGAAAGCUAGUGUAAUGCUUGAAAAGAAAAAAGAAUAUGCCACUAUUUUGGCUUUUGAUGUUAAAGUGACUCCAGAAGCCCGAGAACUUGCUGAUGAGCUGGGAGUGAAGAUUUUUAUUGCUGAUAUCAUUUAUCACUUGUUCGACCAAUUUAAGGCCUAUAUUGAUAAUCUUAAAGAGGAAAAGAAGAAGGAAGCUGCUGAGGAAGCAGUCUUUCCUUGUGUUCUCAAGAUUUUACCAAAUUGCAUUUUCAACAAGAAGGAUCCAAUCGUGUUGGGGGUUGAUGUAAUUGAUGGCAUUGCCAAGGUUGGCACACCAAUUUGUAUUCCUCAAAGGGAAUUUAUAGAUAUUGGUCGCAUUGCAUCUAUUGAAAAUAAUCACAAACCUGUUGAUUAUGCGAAGAAAGGGCAGAAGAUAGCCAUUAAGAUAGUUGGCCAUUCUUCGGAGGAGCAGCAAAAGAUGUAUGGUAGGCAUUUUGAUUUAGAAGAUGAACUUGUCAGCCACAUAUCAAGGAAGUCCAUUGACCUACUCAAAGCCAAUUAUCGGGAUGACUUGUCCAUGGAUGAGUGGAGACUGUUGGUGAAACUGAAGAACCUUUUCAAGAUACAAUGAGAUGAACUAAACCACCAUCUCGAUCAGUUUGCCACUUUUCAAACGGCUGGUUCGGAUAUGGUGUCAUUGGAUUGAUAUGCCGAAGAUACAGAGAACUUGGGAGGGUGGAAGGUCGAUCUUUGAAAAGACGCUCAUGCCGAGUUUAUGGAAAGGAUGACGGUAUUCAUCAAGGUGGAAGGUAUGCGGCAUAACACAACUAUUUUUCUUGCAUGAGAAAGCUACCAACCAAACAACUGAAGUGUUCUCGUCUUAUGGAGUCAUUGAUUACCUAAGUUUUGUUGUGAUUAUAUCUAUAGCGAUUUUUGUAUGAAAUAAGUGGUUGCGAGAUUGUCAAAUUGAGCGAGUUGGUCAAGAUCUGUGAUUAUAUGUUUGACAUUCUUCGCUAAUUUAAUAUUUUCGGGGAAAUUCUUUUCCUUUUCUUGCA
This is a messenger RNA of Momordica charantia (bitter melon), 4771 nucleotides long. Its product is annotated as eukaryotic translation initiation factor 5B. Gene Ontology annotation, molecular function: GTP binding; translation initiation factor activity; GTPase activity. Gene Ontology annotation, biological process: translational initiation. Lineage: Eukaryota; Viridiplantae; Streptophyta; Magnoliopsida; Cucurbitales; Cucurbitaceae. The record is from RefSeq and is a predicted model, not a curated record. Gene Ontology annotation, cellular component: cytoplasm; mitochondrion.